Molecule: messenger RNA, 2316 nt
Organism: Acinonyx jubatus (cheetah)
Lineage: Eukaryota; Metazoa; Chordata; Mammalia; Carnivora; Felidae
Product: high mobility group nucleosome-binding domain-containing protein 4
Exons: 2
Coding region: 364-648 (94 amino acids)
Biological process (GO): chromatin organization
Cellular component (GO): chromatin; nucleus
Molecular function (GO): nucleosomal DNA binding
Source: RefSeq, a predicted model, not a curated record
GGGGGCGGCCGGGGGGGCCGAAGGGACUGCGCCGGCCGGGCCGUGGCGGGUGGGUUGGCCUGGCCCACCCCCCUCGGCGUCCGUCUCCCCCACUCCCGGGGGCCUCACCUGCGGGAAGCCCCCCUCCCCGCCGCCCCGGGGACCCCGGAGGCCCGGGUCUGCCUGCGCUUUGGCCUUCUGCCCUCCCCGCCCGAAGAAAGUUAAGAAACGGACCCGCGGUGGGUUCUGCGCGUCGCCUCGAAGCUUGGGGUCACGGGCCGCACCUGCUGGGAAUCGGGUCUUGAGCCCCGAAAUCUUCCCGGAAGCAGUGUGAGGAAGGCAGAAGCCGCCGCCCUCCCUGGCCUGGCGAAGCCACCCGCCACCAUGCCCAAGAGAAAGGCAAAAGGCGACGCUAAAGGUGACAAAGCCAAGGUGAAGGGUGAGCCGCAGAGGAGAUCUGCGCGGCUGUCUGCCAAACCCGCUCCCCCAAAACCGGAAGCCAGGCCUCCAAAGGCCGCUGCCAGGAAGGCCGAGAAGCGGCCCAAGGGGAGAAAGGGGAAAGCAGAGGGCGACAGGGUUGGGGACAAGGCCGGGGACAAGGCCGGGAAGAACCCGGACACUUCCACGGCCCCGUCACAGAAAGCAGAAGGCAGCGGGGACGCCAAAUGAAAUGUACUUUUUUCAUAACUCAACUUCUAGUGACUCUGCUGUUCGAGAUACUGUCUGUCUUCAGUCAACUUUUAUAAAAGUGUAGAACUUGGGCUCUGAUUUCCAACUUCCGCCGUUGGCAUGCAAGACGCAUUGUUGUUGUCCCCUGUGGAAAGCGCAAAUCCCGCUGACAGAAUGUCUCCGGGGCCCGAUUGAAAUGGGGGGAGAUGGCGCCUCGUGUCCUCACUGUUGAAGAUUAUUCUCGGUUCCCGGGAGGGGUCUCCUGUCAGCCCCCCCGGGCUCAGAAGCCUUCCGGCAUGGAGAAGCAAAACCUCAUGGCUUCUCUCCUGAGGCGAGCAGCAUACACUGGCCUUCGUGGAAUAGUCAUGACGCGGCCUUGGCACCCCCAGCCUCCUGUCGGGUGAUCGCACUCAGGCCUUCUGGCCGUAACAGCAAGAUGGCGUUGCCCCAAAGAGCCAGGAUCCCUGUGUGUAGUUGGCAGGCGAUCCCAGUGGCCAUCCUGGACUUUUUAGCUCCUCUCCCCCACGUCAGAGUUGACCCGUGAAAAGAUCUCACGUACCUCAUGCGAAAUAUCCACGCCUCCCGAGAACGUCACCUUUUCAGAAGAGCAACAGAAGACUGUUGACUUGGGGGGGGGCGGGGGGGGGGAGUUUGAAUGUUGUCGGGUGUUGUGUGGAUUGAUUGUCACCCGUGUCCUCCUGGAAGUGGCUGGUCCUGAAAAGUACCUUAUAAAAGCUGAAUACAUAUUAGCCUGGUGGGAGGGGGAUCCUUUCCUACCCACAGCCCUAGAGAUCUUCUUUACUGCACCUUAAACAUGGUUUUACGUUUCACACUUGUCCGCAGUCUUCUCUGCACUGAUCGGCGUGCAAAGUACGAGAUAGAAGUUCAAUAUAAUAUUUUGUCCAGGUGGAUAAGCUGUGGUCGUCGCUGCACCAUUUUCUGAAGAGUUCAUUCCUUCCCAUGGAUCCGGAACACCAGCUCUUUCGAAAAUGGAGUCUCUUGGGGGUGGGUGGGUGCGGGGCAGGGCGGGUGUGGAUUCUCUUCUGACUCACUGGUCAGUUUGCCCAACCCCACGGCAGUGCAAUAUAGUCCUGAGCACUACAGCUUUUAGAAAGAGGUCUUGGUAUCUCAGGACAAAUCUCACCUCCACCUCCAAAAUAAAGUCUCCACCAAACUUGUCUUCUUCGGGAACAUCGUGGCCAUCCUCAGCUGUUUGCUAACGGCUUUUAGAAUUAGAUUUGCUACAACUUUUAGAAUUAGAUUGAUCAGUCCUUUUAUUUAAAAAUUUUUUUUAAUGUCUAUUCAUUUUUGAGAGACAGAGAGAGACAGAGUGUGCAUAGGGGAGGAGCAGAGAGAGAGGGAGACACAGAAUCCCAAGCAGGCUCCAGGCUCUGAGCCGUCAGCACGGAGCCUGAUGUGUGGCUCGAACUCACGAAUCGCGAGAUCAUGACCUGAGCCGACGUCGGACGCUUAGCCGACUGAGCCACCCAGGCGCCCCUAGAUUGACCAGUUCUAAAACAAAACAAAAAUGCUGGAAUUUUUAUUGGACUUAUAUUGAAUUCAUAGACUAAUUACAAUGUUGAGUCUUCCCUUGAACAUGAUGUAGCUCUUCAUUUAUUUAACCUUUUUAAGUGUCUUUCAAUAAAGUUUUAUAAUUUUCUCCAUAAA